Aplysia californica (California sea hare) is the source of this 2437-nucleotide messenger RNA. RefSeq names its product bifunctional polynucleotide phosphatase/kinase. Gene Ontology annotation, molecular function: protein binding; polynucleotide 3'-phosphatase activity; ATP-dependent polydeoxyribonucleotide 5'-hydroxyl-kinase activity. Gene Ontology annotation, biological process: DNA repair. Lineage: Eukaryota; Metazoa; Mollusca; Gastropoda; Aplysiida; Aplysiidae. The coding region runs from base 116 to 2221 and encodes 701 amino acids. The transcript is spliced from 16 exons. The record is from RefSeq and is a predicted model, not a curated record.
GGAUACCGGGAAAAAAUCUCGAAAACGAAAGUACCUUCAAUUUCAACCAACUCUAUUCUAUGUUGCUGCUAGCUGAUCCACGUUUCAGUUUCAGGCAUGCUGUCUUGAUCUACUAAUGUUAAAAGCGUUCCGAAGUAUGUCGACCUCCAGAUGUUUUCUGGUUUGUUUGCAGAAAAGUCAUGAAGACGUUUUGCUGCCAGACGGAGUGCCAGUAUCAAUCGGCCGAACCCCGGUUACCAAAAUAACAGAUCCACGCUGUUCGCGUCAGCAAGUUGAACUGACAGCAGACUGUGCCAAGAGGAAAGUAAAAGUGAAACAGCUGGGAGCUAAUUUGUCUGCUGUAGAUGGUAAUCCCAUCGGCAAAGAUAAAGAAAUUGUAAUAGGGUCUCGAUCUACAUUGUUCAUUUUAUCAGGUCAGUAUCCACACAAAAUUACUUUCAAGUCCGACUCUUUUUCCAAGGAAAACAAACCUAAGGAAACGUCUGAAGCAGAGACAAGUGAUCCUGGUAAAGUCAAUGAGAAAGAUUGUGACAGAAAAGAAGAUUCGAAGAAAAAUAAAUCGGACAGUAAAAAGGAAAACAAAAGUGAUGCGGAGAAAAAGAGCACUGACAACGGAGUUGUUGAUGAACGUGAUAAGAAAUUGUCUAAGAAACGACAGAGUGUUGAUGCUGGAACUGAGCCUCAGUUGAAAAAACAAAGAACAAAUGAGGACAGUUCUCAUUCUGUAAAGAAAUCAAAGAAAGAAGACCGUGAGAAGAAGAAAGCAGAUAGUAAUGGAGAUGAACAUCGGCCUAAGAAACAAAAAAGUGAUAUGGAAAGCUCUGGCUCCGUCAAGAAAUCAAAGAAAGAGGACAAUGAUGAAACAAAGAUUGAUAGUGAUGAUGAAGAGCAUGUUCAAGAUGUUUCUGAUAGAUUACAACAAAUGAAGCAAAGUGUAAAGGAAAAGAAGACAGCUCAUUCCUCUGCUAGCAGCAAAGACUCAAAACCUAAAACAUCAAGUAGAAGUAAAAGUUCUGAUUCACAAAGUUCAACAUGUGGUGACAAAAGAUCCGACAACAGUUUUUUGAAGCCCCAAACACCUGUGUCUGAGAGCAAAUGGUCAUCACAUGAGCAUCUAUAUGUCUACACAUCUAAAGGAGUCGUUCAUCAAAGCAAGAUUGCAGGAUUUGACAUUGAUGGUACAAUCAUUAUUACCAAGUCUGGAAGGACCUUCCCUACUGAUUCAAGUGAUUGGCAAGUUGCCUAUGGUGAUACUUUCAGGAAGCUGAAGUCUCUGCAUGCUGAUGGUCACAAGAUCGUGUUUUUCACCAAUCAGCUUGGAGUGGCCAAGGGUAAAACUAAGAUUGAAGAUUUGAAGACAAAGAUAGAAAAUAUAAUCUCCAAACUUCAAGUGCCAGUGCAAGCCUUUGUCGCUACGCAUGAGGGAAAGUACAGAAAGCCAUGCGAUGGAAUGUGGAAAAAGCUGAAACAUGAGUACAAUGGUGGUGUCAACUUAGACCUUUCAUCUAGUCUCUAUGUUGGAGACGCGGCUGGCAGACCAAAGGAUUGGGCUCCGAAGAAAAAGAAAGAUUUCUCCCUCAGCGAUCGCCUUUUUGCAAUCAACGUUGGCCUGAAGUUCCACACCCCAGAAGAAUUUUUCCUUGGCCAGAAGGAAGCGCCAUACACAAUGCCUGUCUUUGACCCGAGAAAGCUCAGAUCUGAUGUAGAGGCCGUACCCCAAGGAUGUGAUCUUGACUCUAAGAGUAAAGAGAUAAUCCUUCUUGUGGGAUUCCCUGCAAGUGGCAAGUCUCAUUUUGCAUCACAUAUUCUCAAACCUAAGGGUUAUGAAUGUGUGAAUAGGGACACUUUGGGUACUUGGCAAAAGUGUGUGAAGAAGGCAAAGGAGUCUCUUGUGCACAGCAAGGUUGUCGUUGAGAACACAAAUCUGACAAAGGAAGAAAGAGCCAGAUACGUAGAGCUUGCCAAAGAUGCACAUGUUCCAUGUCGAUGUUUCUUGUUUACCACAACCAUAGAACACUGUCGUCACAAUGAAAGGUUUAGACAGCUCAUUGACAAGUCUCAUGCCAAGAUUAAUGAGAUGAUCUUCCACCAAAUAAAGAACAAGUACCAAGAACCAAGUAUGAAUGAAGGUUUCUCCAAGAUUGUCAAUAUCAACUUUGUCCCCAAGUUUUCUUCGACGUCUCUGGAAGCACAGUACAAGAAAUUUUUAUUAGAGAAAUAACCAUACUAUUUACUCGUUUACUGCCAAAUUUCUCACAUCAUUUGAUAGUAAGAAUCAUGAGUCAGCCUUUUUUGUGGAUCAACUAAGACUUCACUCCUCAAUUUGAUGAGUAAUAAUUUCCCUGACGCUGUACAUUAUGUUAACCCUUUCAGCCCCAGCCAUUUUUGUGCACUCCCUAACCCCAGUCCCAGCCAAUACAGUAGUAUUUCAGAAAAA